This is a messenger RNA of Scomber scombrus (Atlantic mackerel), 794 nucleotides long. It is a transcript of the gene stmp1, whose product is annotated as short transmembrane mitochondrial protein 1. Lineage: Eukaryota; Metazoa; Chordata; Actinopteri; Scombriformes; Scombridae. The transcript is spliced from 3 exons. The record is from RefSeq and is a predicted model, not a curated record. The coding region runs from base 130 to 270 and encodes 46 amino acids.
UGACAGGCUAGCUUCGUUUGUGGAGUAGAUGAGAAGAUUGGCUGAUUUCAAGUCGUCUAACCUGUAAUUUACUGCUUGGUUUUAAAUCAGUAAAUUUGUCUGCUGUUGUUAACACUCCGUUAUUCCAACAUGCUGCAGUUCCUGGCUGGCUUCACCCUGGGGAAUGUUGUGGGAAUGUACCUCGCUCAAAACUACGAUGUUCCCAACAUAGCCAAGAAAUUUGAGGCUUUCAAGAAAGAUGUGGAAGCCAAGAAGAAGCCCCCAGAGUAAAAGAAGAGCGACCAUGUUGCCCACAAGAAUAAAAAGACUCUGAAGAGAAAUUAUUUAUUUUACAGGGUGAUGCUAUGAUGAUGUACAUUUGAUAAAAGGAUUGAUAAUGUAAAAUAUGUAUGGGAAUAUUAACAGUGCCUGGAACAGUAUUUGUUUCUUCUUUUAGAUUUAUAGGCAUGUUCUCAUUGUAGCCUAUUUUUAUAAGAAGCAAAGUGUAAAGACUGGAUUUAAAGGACAUUUAAACUACCUUGUGGGAUCACUUUUAAGUCCAGUGUCAUGGCACUGUUGGCUCGCCUUUUCUAGGAUGCACUGUGGUGUUUAAACUCAUACAGGACAUUCAUCUCCACAUUAGGUUUGCCUAAAGUGAAUAUGAAUACAGUAAGCAGGUACAUCGUAUUCCAGAGUUUAAUGAUUUUCCUUCCCAAGCUUCCUAAUUGUUAAUAACUGCCAAACUGUUUAUGAUAUUGGUGCAUACAUAUACAAUUCUGAUGUUUUCAGCUUCCAAUAAAGUUGCUGAUGAUGAA